Molecule: messenger RNA, 6134 nt
Organism: Notolabrus celidotus (New Zealand spotty)
Lineage: Eukaryota; Metazoa; Chordata; Actinopteri; Labriformes; Labridae
Gene: mri1
Product: methylthioribose-1-phosphate isomerase 1
Exons: 6
Coding region: 468-1529 (353 amino acids)
Molecular function (GO): S-methyl-5-thioribose-1-phosphate isomerase activity
Source: RefSeq, a predicted model, not a curated record
GGUGGGCGUGGUCAGAGAGGAGGGCUUCCUGCUCGGGUGAACACGUGGUUCCGUGUCUGCCUCCCUGCCUGUCUGUCAGAGUGUGAAGGUUUCCAGCCUAUCUCUCACUCCUCUCUCCCCGCUCUGUCCUUUCAUACAGCACAGCAGACCUUCUCCUCCUCUCACUCCAUCCAGCGCGCUCCUCUUCCUCCUCCUCUUCUUCCUCUUCCUGCUGCUCCACGUUUCCUCCUUCUGUUUGCGACGGCUCUCAGGACUGCCGACAGCCAGGCCGCGGUCACUUCAGCGUGUCUCCGCUCACAGAGAGAGGGGGAGAGUGUGUGAAAGUGUGUGAGUGUGUGUGUGUGUGUGUUUGUGUGUGUGUGUGUGUGUGGAAGUGUGUGUGAGUGAGUGAGUGAGUGAGUGAGUGCGUGUGCGCGCGUCCGUCUGCGUAAUUUCUCCCCGCUAUCUGUGCGCCUUGCUGUUCAGUCAUGACUCUGGAAGCGAUCCGCUACCGGGCCGGGGCUCUGCAGAUCCUGAACCAGCUGCUGCUGCCACACCAGACCGUCUACGAUGAGAUCCACUCGGUGCAGGACGCGUACGAGGCCAUCAAGUCCAUGAAGGUACGGGGCGCCCCGGCCAUCGCCAUCGUUGGUUGCCUUAGCUUGGCGGUGGAGUUGCGGGCAGGCGCUGGAGGCGAUGACCCUGUGACCUUCAUCAGGGAGUCCCUGUGCCACUUGACCUCCGCCAGGCCCACCGCCGUCAACAUGGGCCGUGCCGCCCGAGAGCUGAUGGAGUUCGCGGAGAACGAGAGCAUGGAGAAGAACUCUGAGCAGCUCAGAGAAAGUGUCAUCGCCUGGAUUGAAGACAUGCUGGAGCGUGACGUCAAUGACAACAGGAAGAUCGGUAACUAUGGCGCCCAGCACAUCCUGUCUGGCGUCCCGAGGGACUCUGUGACGAUCCUCACACACUGCAACACCGGCUCGCUGGCCACAGCUGGAUACGGGACCGCACUCGGUGUGGUGAGGAGCCUCCACGCGCUGAGCAGGCUGAAGCGUGUGUACUGCACGGAGACCAGACCGUACAACCAGGGAUCCAGACUGACGGCGUAUGAGGCGGUCGCAGAGGGGAUCCCUGCUACACUAAUUACAGACAGCAUGGCGGCGCUCACCAUGAGAGAGAUGGACAUAACAGCCGUGGUGGUGGGUGCAGACAGGGUAGUUGCCAAUGGAGAUACCGCCAACAAGGUGGGCACGUACCAAUUAGCCAUUGCCGCAAAGCACCAUGGGAUUCCGUUCUAUGUGGCUGCACCGAGCACGUCAUGUGACUUGAGCCUGGAGAGCGGCAGGGACAUCAUUAUCGAAGUGCGCCCCCCUGAAGAGCUCACCAGUAUAAACGGAGUCCCCAUUGCUGCACCAGGUAUCGAGGUGUGGAACCCAGCGUUUGAUGUGACUCCUCACCAGCUCAUCACAGGAGGCAUCAUCACAGAGCUCGGGGUCUUCCUCCCUUCGGAGCUCCAGGCAGCGCUCACCGGCCGCCUCACUGCCCUCUAAAGCCACUCAGCUCCUCCUGCUGGUCCGUGUGUGCCACUGCACCUUAAUGUCACACACCUCAAAGACACUCAUUGCAUAACAGAGCACACACUCUCAUAGUUGUGUUUCCUUUUCUUUUCAUCUUUUCAUCAACGCACAGUCACUGUUUCAUGUCAGUGGUGCACACAGAAGAAUAUACUUUCUUCAUCCUCUCACUCACCCACACAAAUUCACUGCAGGGAGUCGAGCAGACACACGUGCAGUCUCCCCUUUCUUUAAUGCUCCUCUUCAUUUUCUGUGUUUUCUCCAUGUCAUCUUUUCCAAAGUCUCCCACCCUGUCUUCAGUGUCAACCCUUCCUCUGUUUAAACAGCUACAGUGACAAGGAUUAGCUCAGCUGAACUCAGUCCCAUAAGAAAUAUCUGGCACACAAUUUUCUGAAUCCUUAAUGAGGUCAUUUUUUAAAACUCUUUACCACAAAUAUUAAAACUUCCAAAAAGUGACAUGGCUGAUAUUUUCAAAUAUCAUUUCAAAGUAGUGGUUUUUAGUAGCCAUGGUUUAUUAAAUGCUGCUACCCAUGUGUAAAUAUACAUAUCAUUGCCUUUAGUGUGUACAUAUGUAGAGAACUAACCCCUGCUAGUAAAAGGUACUGCUAUUUGAACCAAAUACUUGGUUAUAUGAGAUUAAAGUUGAGAUCAAAAAUGUUAUAUUAACAUUUAAUUUCCUUCAUUUCAUAUAGAAACCUUUGUAGAGGAAUAAUCCAAAUUUAUCUCUCAACCAGACAUUUUAAUGCUGUGAUUAAUCUGAUUCACUCAUAAUUUAAUCUGAUUAACUCUCAUAAAUUAAUCUGAUUCACUCUCAUAAAUUAAUCUGAUUCACUCUCAUAAUUUAAUCUGAUCACUCUCAUAAUUUGAAUCUGAUUUCACUUUGUUCGACUAAAUUUUCAACAAGUGGAACUUCUCGAUCAGUCCUUGUUACUCAGCUGAAGCCUACGAAAGAUACACGGCUGUAUUUACUUCUCCUUGUUUGCAACUAGCUACUUCUAGUUUUCUUGUAUCAUACCACACUCAUACUCUCAUGAUGUAAUAAUAUACUAUACAUAUAUUUAUAACCAUACUUAUUUCCGCAGAAUAUUCACCACACUGCACAUUACACUAUUGAAGAAUGAAAAAUCAAAAAAAGGGACGUUGUGUCGUUCAUGCUCAAACAGCUUUGCAGCGUGCUCAGAAGUCUGUUAUGCUGUUCCACCUUUGUAAUACAGGCAUCUUUAUUAAAGGAAUAGUUCCCCCUAAAAUGAAUGUUUGGUCAUCUGCUCACUUGCAUGUUGGUAAAGACUUAGUUUAUAUCUUUAUGUAAGACUGACCCCGAUUUAAACACAAUCUAUUACAGACGAGAGAAAAUACAAUCAAGUGUAACAUUUACUUGAUGUUUCUUUCUUGAUUUACAGACUCUACUCAUCACAGCUACAUCAGCAGCAACCUCUUUCUUUAAUUUAAGGAUGCAAACAUUCAAAUGUCUAUCUAAUGAGGAUAUUUAAUGUGACGUGUUGCUCACAAGGAAAAUCUUUUAGAUUAAUCCCUCAACCCUUCAGUUCUUAUGAGCUGUAUAGAGAAGUUUAGCUUCUUUGAGCUUGUGUUUUGGAUUUACCUCCUACAGCUUUACUGCUCUCAUCAACAUCUCUUUGUCACCAAAGGCAGCUUUUUAAUGAACCGGCUGUAACCGACUCAGUCUGCAUCAAACAGCAGACAGAACAUGUUGCAGUUAGCUUGUGAACAAAUUAGGACAAGCUGCAUGCUGGCCAAAAGAGUGCUGCAAUGAUGGUAAAUAUUUGACUGUUCCUUCCGUUAGACACAAACAGGACUUCAAAUAAGUGCCCACAGGAUGUGUAAACAGGAAACUGUUAGAUAACACAUUUCCCUAAACAAGUCUCGAAGGCGCUAAUAAGUCAAUUGUGUGUUUACGGUUUGUUCUGCUGCCCCAAAUUGACCAAAAAAAGAGUAACCUGCAGGUUUUAAGGCCCAAAGUGUUGACUUUAUGCAGAUUCUUGAAGUUUCCACACAUAACUUCCUACUGUUGUACAUUUAAAAGAGGUCAAAGGUCCCACACUGAUAAACCCUUGAUGUAGAGAUGAGCAGUCGAUGGCUUCAGGUCUUUAUUUUGGGCUGAACUAUUCCUUUAAGAUUGUGCUCUUUUUUCCACAAUGCAAUAUCCUUCUGCUGAAGGAGCUUCAACACAUAGCAUGGUUCAACCAACAACCAGAAUGUAAUCUCCAACUCAGAUAACCAGGCUCUUGUUAGGGGCCGUGUCCAGGACAGACCUCAGACACUCAGUCACUUCUGCCUUUUGUGCUUUGAUCAGAAUGUGUUUCGACUGUUUGGACUCAUAACUGAGAUGCUGAUUUUACUCCAUACUGACGUACAGGCCAUCAGACGACUUCAGAUCGACAUUAAGGAUUAAACAAAGGUUUUUCUCCUCAGCUGUUGGCUGAUACUUUUCGCCCUGUCAGUCUUUAGUCUCUCUAUUUUCUCCUGAUAGGGUCCAGUGUUGUGGGGCAGACGCUGCAUUUUAACAUGUAAACACCCUUCAUGAUUACAUAAUCUGAAACUGAUUAGCUAUAAUGAAAACGACAUUUGAAUCCCCUUACUUGGUGAUGACUUGCAGCAGAGUUUACCUGCAGACUGUUAGUGAUUGUUAAAGCAGGAAAUGAACCCGUGUUCAGUCUCUUGUGUGUAAAAGGAGGGUCGAUAGGUUCCUGUAGUUUCACCUGGCCAGUGACCCUUCAGUUAAUUUGUUGUUCUAAAACGUUCCCUAUAAAAGCUGUCCAGAUAUCUUUAGAUGACUGUAUGGGACACGCGUACUCGCUGUACUGAAUGUUACACUGCUCACUGCCUUACAGGUGCAACACCAGUACAGAUUACUGACCCUAACCGGAGAGACAGCAGCCCUGCAGUCCUUCCUUCAUCCUGACUCCUAACAUGUAGCCAGACCACAAUCUCAACAAGCUCACAGAUAUCUGGUGACACUCAUUGAACAACUCAUUACAAAGAGACUCCUUCUUUAAGAAAAUUAUGGCCCUCAGAAACUGCUUCUUUAUGAAUUUGUAUCAGUAUCCUGAUUACCUGUUGUUCAUGAUAGUCUGUUUCAGAAAGCCAAGGUACACCCUCGUCUGAUCUGGCUUUCUGAUCCUUCUCUGUGUUCUCUGUUACCAGUUAAACUAAAAAGAAGUUAGAUCACAUGAAGAGUAUCAAAUUCACAUAAUAUAAAGAAGACCAAAACCUUAAUAACAUUGAGUAAACAUAAAGGCUGAUUUGUACACUCUGUGCUCGGUGAGCUUGAUGAGACAGAGGUCAGGGGUCUGGCCACAAUGCUCGUGUUCCUCUUUAACACCCUGUCUGACCUCCACACUGCCCUUGUGGACUUUUAUCAUUCAUUUAAAAAAAUAAAAACAGUUCAGUCCAGAGAAAAUGCUGUAAAAAAAAAAAAAAGCUAAGUAUCAAUUGUAAUCACUGCAGUAACAAUAGUAUCAUAAUCUAUCAUCCUGCUGUAAUAUAAGCUUGCUUCUUCCCUCACUUUGAUCCUCUCCCUCUUUGUUUGUCUUCUGCCUACCCUUCAAACCUCAUCUCACAAAGAUGCUGUUACACCACACGAAGCAUAAUGGACAUUUGUGUAUUAGAGUUUUCUUUCUUUGGUUUUGUACAGUCCAAGAUUUUCUGUGUUUAGGGGCAAGUUUAGAGCGUGUUCCAGACAAAUGUAGCAACUUUGUGGCUGUCAGACCUGCCAUGUGUAAUUUCUUUCUAUAUUCUUAAAAGGUAAAAGUUCUUUUUGUCUGUACAUCAUGAUUUUAACUGUUUGGCUGUGGUUUGUUGUUUUAUUUCAUGGCAUUGUGAUUCCUAGUGACUAGGCCAUUAGUACACCACACUGGGGAGGCCUCCUCAACCAUACACACUACCUCUCCGUCUGCCUACACGGACUCAAACACUGAAAUGCAUGAACACAAGCACUCAGUGUGCAAGGCUACAGCAGCACAGAUUGCAGAAAAAUAACUGGAUUAAAUUUCUCCACAUCUCACUGAGUUUUGUAUCCGAUGUGAUUAAUAAUUUGUGGCAGUGGUGCUUUAAGUUUGCCAAAAUUUGCAGAGGGAUGGGCUCGAGUGUUAUAUUGGAUAGCAGCUGAAUUGUUUCUGCAUUACAGUAUGUUUUUCACUCCAAGCUUUUGAACCAGCAGCAACAUAGUACUGUGUUUAACAAGAUGUCCAACUGACCCCUCCUUGAGACGCCUGACACAUACUAAUGGUCCGGUGCCAAAGUUCAGUGCUGCUUGCCAUGAAUUUCCCACAUUGAUUUGGUUAAUCAAACCAGGUGCUUGUGUAUUAUUUUCUCAAUGAUUAGUAUGGCCUGCAAUUACCAUGGAAGGAGUGUUGUUCAGAUGGCCUCUUAAGUGCAAGUCUGUUAUUGUUGUUAUUGAUAAUCACUUGAUCUGGGUUUAUUUUGUAACAUGUGGAAAUAGGUCAAAACUGGAUUUUUUUAUAUAUACGUAUAUGAAUAUAAUGCUGUAAAGUGAAGUCAUGAAUUACGAGAUUUUCUCUUUCACAUCAAUACGGUUAAAAAAAUAAAAUCACAAUGAAAUGA